CGCCAGCGCAUCUGGGCUGAACGUCAGAGCGGUCGGAGCAUUGUGCGGAGGUGGUGUAGCGUGCUCGUUCACCUCGCUGUGACUUUCGGCGGAUGUGAAUAACUUCUGGUGCAAUGUCUCGAGUCGCUUGUACAAUCCACGGAAUAAUGUCGAGGCUCUUAGGUGUCCUUCUGCUAGUCGCUGGAGCGAACUGCAUGUACGCGUCCAAUUCAGCUGUCGUUGAUCUUAGGCCAAAUAAUUUUGAUAAUUUAGUGUUAAAUAGUGAUCACAUCUGGGUGGUUGAAUUUUAUGCGCCAUGGUGUGGACACUGUCAACAGUUGACGCCAGAGUAUGACAAAGCAGCUACUGCAUUAAAGGGUGUUGUAAAAGUUGGCGCGGUAAAUGCUGACGAACACAAAUCUCUGGGAAGCAAAUACGGUGUUCGUGGUUUCCCAACAAUCAAGAUAUUCGGACUUGACAAAAAGCCGGAAGACUAUAAUGGUCCGAGAAGUGCAGCUGGCAUUGUCGAUGCUGCGUUAAAUGCUGCCAGUCAAAAAGUUCGAAAAGUGUUAGGUGGUAAAACUUCAGGAGGUGAAUCAAAGAGCAAAGAUUCCAAAGAUGUGAUAGAAUUGACGGACGAGAACUUCGACAAGACUGUUUUAAAUUCUGAAGAUAUGUGGCUAGUCGAAUUCUACGCUCCUUGGUGCGGCCAUUGCAAGAAUCUAGCGCCCGAGUGGGCAACAGCAGCUACCGAGCUAAAAGGCAAAGUCAAACUGGGAGCUUUGGAUGCCACUGUAAACACGUUGAAAGCAAGUAAAUACGAGAUCAAAGGCUAUCCCACCAUUAAAUUCUUCGCACCGGGCAAGAAGGAUGCUGACUCGAUGCAAGACUAUGACGGCGGUCGCACAAGCGGUGAUAUCGUUAACUGGGCGCUCGAGAAAUUAGCCGAAAAUAUCCCGGCGCCGGAAGUGGUGCAAAUCACUUCCGAGAAGAAGCUGAGAGCAGCAUGCGAAGACAAACCGAUCUGUGUGGUUUCCGUUCUGCCACAUAUUCUGGACUGUCAGUCCGAUUGUAGAAAUGGAUAUUUGAAAACUCUAAGUACUCUCGGUGAAAAAUACAAAAAGAAGAUGUGGGGAUGGGUCUGGGCUGAAGCUGGUGCUCAACCGCACAUCGAGGAUGCAUUAGAGAUUGGAGGUUUCGGUUACCCCGCGUUAGCAGCCGUUAACAUCAAGAAAAUGAAAUAUUCCUUAUUAAAAGGUAGUUUCUCAUACGAUGGAAUAAAUGAAUUUCUACGAGAUCUAAGUUACGGUAGAGGUGGCACUGCGCCCUUGAAAGGUGCUCAAUUGCCUGUUAUCAUUGAAACAACGCCUUGGGAUGGUAAAGAUGCUGAACCUCCACAGGAAGAGGAGAUUGAUCUCAGCGAUGUUAAUCUAGAUGAUAAAGACGAGCUAUAACUUACUGAAAGCCAACCAGCUGAAUUCUUCUUAGAAGGAUUUACCGCACACAACGUAUAUCGUUUCUAAUAAAAAAAUCUAAUUAAGGGCGUUAAUCGCGAAUCGGCAUACAAGUCACACUCGCCCAAAAAUUUAUUUUGUAUUGUCAGACUUAACAUCUAUACAUAUAUAUUAUAUACUUAAUAAGAAUCUACAUCGAUUAAUUUCGUAAUGAAAUUAAUGAUAAUUAAAUAAUUCCAUUAAUCAAUGGUUUUUGUAUAAUA
Messenger RNA from Acromyrmex echinatior (Panamanian leafcutter ant), 1696 nucleotides. RefSeq names its product Protein disulfide-isomerase A6 homolog CaBP1 (gene CaBP1). Gene Ontology annotation, molecular function: protein disulfide isomerase activity; protein-disulfide reductase activity. Gene Ontology annotation, cellular component: endoplasmic reticulum lumen. Lineage: Eukaryota; Metazoa; Arthropoda; Insecta; Hymenoptera; Formicidae. The record is from RefSeq and is a predicted model, not a curated record. Gene Ontology annotation, biological process: response to endoplasmic reticulum stress.